UUCAAAGUUCAAACCUUCAAUAUCAUCUAUCAUUAACAAAUAUCUUUUUACAUACACUCCAAUCCAAACAUUUAAAAAAAAAUGGCAACAUUUAAGUUAAACUUGUUAGUCCUUAUGUCUCUCAUGCUUGCAUCUAUACAUAUUCAUAUCGCCAUGGCGCAAAUAACCCAUACUGUAGGGGGUAACAUAGGCUGGACCGUUCCUUCAACCGGGCCAUCCGCUUACACCAAUUGGGCAUCAGCUCAAACCUUCUCUGUAGGCGAUACAUUGCUCUUUAACUUUGCCACCGGCGCACAUACCGUCGCAGAAGUGGCACAAGCCGCGUAUGGUCCAUGUACAAAUACCAACCCUAUUAAUCUUGUUUCCACGGGUCCGGCUAGGCUCACUUUGAAUGCACCUGGGACACAUUAUUAUAUUUGUACCGUAGGAACUCAUUGCCAAAUCGGUCAAAAGUUAGCUAUCAAUGUUUCUGCGGCUUCUCCUACCCCUUCACCCGUAUCUCCACCAACCGUCGCUCCAACGCCUUCCCCUUCACCCGUUUCUCCACCAACCGCAGCCCCAACAUCUUCACCUACAUUGGCCCCUACUCCUGUCCCCUCUACUUUUACCUCACCGCCUACCUCAUCCCCUGCACCUUCGCAACAAGAAACCACCCCACCAACAUCUGGACCGUCUACCUCAGACGAUACCUCCCCUUCUCCCACUGGCAGCACCGUCUUACCACCAUCUUCGCCUAGCGGUGUUGCACGAUCUUUCACCGCAGUUGUACCCUUUACUUUCUUGGCAGUUGCCUUAGCUUUCUUCUUCUAGAAUUGUGGACGUUAUUAUUUCUUGUUUGAGAUUUUCCUUUUAGCCUUUUUAUGUAAUUAGUAAAUACCGAUUGAUUGUUUUGUAUAAUGUUAUAUAUAUGAUUAUGAUUAUUUCAUAUAUUAUGAUAUUA
This is a messenger RNA of Erigeron canadensis, 940 nucleotides long. RefSeq names its product cucumber peeling cupredoxin-like. Gene Ontology annotation, molecular function: electron transfer activity. The record is from RefSeq and is a predicted model, not a curated record. NCBI's taxonomy places the organism in Eukaryota, Viridiplantae, Streptophyta, Magnoliopsida, Asterales, Asteraceae. The coding region runs from base 82 to 810 and encodes 242 amino acids. The transcript has a single exon. Gene Ontology annotation, cellular component: plasma membrane.